This is a messenger RNA of Hevea brasiliensis (rubber tree), 1191 nucleotides long. RefSeq names its product haloacid dehalogenase-like hydrolase domain-containing protein At2g33255. The record is from RefSeq and is a predicted model, not a curated record. NCBI's taxonomy places the organism in Eukaryota, Viridiplantae, Streptophyta, Magnoliopsida, Malpighiales, Euphorbiaceae. Bases 87 to 824 code for a protein of 245 amino acids. The transcript is spliced from 5 exons.
CUUCCCUCCAAAUGUCCUACUGUAAUUCUCUGUCGCGAUCCGCAUUGUUGAACUCUAUCCUCCACUUCUAAAGCCUGAUCCUUUCCAUGCCCUUGCUCCUCUCCAAGUCCAUCCUCUUCUUGCAUCCUAAAUCUCUAUUUCUCAUUUCUCAUUAUACCAUGGCCAAUGCCACCAAAGCUCGCUUAAGAGGCGUCGUCUUCGACAUGGACGGAACCCUAACCGUCCCCGUCAUCGAUUUCGCCGCAAUGUACAGGGCCGUUCUCGGUGAUGACGAGUAUAGCAGAAUUAAAGCAGAAAAUCCUUCUGGGAUUGAUAUCUUGCAUCACAUUGAGAAUUGGAGUCCCGAUAAGCAGCGCAGAGCUUAUGAGACUAUCCUUGAUUUUGAGCGCCAGGGCCUCGAUCGCCUCCAAAUUAUGCCCGGCGCAGUAGAGCUGUGUGCUUUCCUUGAUUCAAAGAAAAUAAGAAGAGGAUUAAUUACUCGAAAUGUCAAGGAGGCAGUUGAUCUUUUUCAUUUACGGUCUGGGAUGAUGUUUUCUCCAGCAUUAAGCAGGGAGUUCCGUCCUUGUAAACCAGACCCAGCUCCUCUCCUGCAUAUCUGUUCAACUUGGGAAUUUCAGCCUAAUGAAGUCAUGAUGGUUGGUGAUAGCCUUAAAGAUGAUGUUGCUUGUGGGAAACGAGCUGGAGCAUUCACAUGCUUACUUGAUGAAAAAGAGAGAUACAGUUCUGCUGAUUUCACCAGCUUGGAUGUAGAACCAGAUUUCAAGGUGUCUUCCCUGUCUGAAGUUCAUUCUCUAUUGGAAGCAAAUUUUGAUUUGAUGCCAUGAUCUUCAGUUCCUGAUAGAGACUCUAGCAUUUGAAUGGAAACUCCGCUUCACCAAGGGAUAGAAGGAUCCCUAAUGAAGGAAAGUGGUGGGGGAGUGAAACCAACAAAGCAGAAGAAGAGAAUCAAGUGGGUUUAUGCAUCAUCGCUCGAAACAUAGUUCUCUGUGUUUUGCUGUAGUGGUACUACGAGAUGGCCUGUGGAAUGGUAGGUUGCAACCAUAAAGCGGUUUCCUGGUUAUUAGAAACAUUCUCGAGUACUGAUUUACUCAUGUUUGCAAUGUAUACUGUAUAGUAUAUUUAUCUCUCCUAAUGUUAUUCUCCUAAGAAGAUUGUAUACGUGGAUUCCUGUGUAAAAGAACUUUUUUAGCA